Molecule: messenger RNA, 2322 nt
Organism: Zingiber officinale
Lineage: Eukaryota; Viridiplantae; Streptophyta; Magnoliopsida; Zingiberales; Zingiberaceae
Product: pentatricopeptide repeat-containing protein At5g27460-like
Exons: 2
Coding region: 88-1686 (532 amino acids)
Cellular component (GO): mitochondrion
Molecular function (GO): protein binding
Source: RefSeq, a predicted model, not a curated record
ACCAGGAGUCAACUUAAAGCCGGUUCCCAAUUCCGAUGCCCUCCUCAUCACCACGCCGCAGCCGCGCCUUGUGAGCUCGAUCAGAAAAUGGCGGCCGCCUCCCUAUUCGCCGAUCUACUCCGACAAGCGCGACCCAGAAACCCUAGCGUUACCAUCCUCCGGGCCUUUCCUCUCUCCUUGCGCCAACCCUCUCGGCCCUUGUCCUCGGGUCUCGCGAACAGCCAAGGUUUGGCUGUCGAAGAGGAGCCCGCUGCCCUGGUAGACGACCUACGUAGCCGGAUCUUCCGACUCCGGCUUCCUAAGCGGAGCGCGAUGGACGCACUCGAUAGAUGGGUCGGUGAGGGGCGCACGGUGACGGCAUCGGAGCUCCGGGAGAUCACUAAGGACCUAAGGAAAUCGAAGCGCUUUAAGCAUGCCUUGGAGAUUUUAACAUGGAUGGAGUCCAAUGGUUGUUUCCAAUUAUCACCAUCAGAUCAUGGUGCCAAACUUGACCUAUUAACAAAAGUCUACACCAUAGCUGAAGCUGAGACCUACUUUCAGAAAUUAUCCAGCAGUGCUUCAAAGAGGGCUGCAGCUUUUCCUCUUCUCCAUUCUUAUGUAAAGGCAAAAGACUUGCAAAAAUCAGAAGCCCUGAUGUAUAUGCUGCAGAACUCUGGGUUGGUUGUGGAUCCUCACCCUUUUAAUGAGAUGAUGAAGCUGUACAUGGCCACAGGCCAGAUUCAAUCCGUAAUUAAAGUAAUUCAGUAUAUGAAACGGUCUAAAAUCCCUCUUAAUGUACUUUCAUAUAACCUUUGGAUGAAUGCAUGUGGUAUGUUAUAUGGCAUCAUGUCAGCAGAGAGGAUGCUUAUGGAGAUGACAAAUGACAAGAAUGUUGAGGUUGGUUGGAGCACAUACUGUACUUUGGCAAAUAUAUACACAAAUGCUGGAAAUCACAAGAAGGCACAUGAUGCCCUUGCUCUUGCUGAAGAGAUGCUUUCUACGAGGAAGCGCCUCGGUUAUUAUUUUAUCAUGACAAUUUAUGCUUCUCUGAAUAACAAGGAUGGGAUCCUGAGGAUGUGGCAGACCAGUGAAAAGGUGCCCGGUAGAAUAACUUGCACAGACUACAUGACUGUUAUUCUUUGCUUGGUGAAAGUUGGCGACAUAAAAGCAGCAGAAAAAAUGUUUCAAACUUGGGAAUCACAGUGCAGAAACUAUGAUAUAAGGGUUUCCAAUGUUCUUCUAGGAGCUUACAUGAGGAAUGGAUGGAUGGACAAAGCCGAGUCAUUGCAUCUUCAUACAUUGGAGAAAGGCGGACGCCCAAAUUACAAGACAUGGGAGAUUCUCAUGGAGGGUUGGGUCAAAACCAGGCAGAUGGAUCGAGCUGUGGAGGCUAUGAAGAAAGGUUUUUCUUUGUUGAAAGGUUGUCAAUGGAGGCCUCCAGUAGCCAUCGUGAUGUCCAUUGCUGAGUAUUUUGAGGAAAAUGGCAAUGUUGAUGAGUCAAAGUGGCUCUUUAAGGUUCUUCGAGGUUUGGGCCUAACAACUUUGCCCUUGUAUAAGUUGUUUCUGAGAACCCAUAUAAGAGCUGGUCAAGUUGUCCCAGAUAUUCUUAGAAUGAUGGGACAAGAUCAGAUAGACUUGGAUGAGGAGAUCCUCUCAUUUAUUGACCGUAUGAGCAGUGUCAAAACUGUCAACGAUGAUUGUAUCUAACAGAAGCAAUAAUUUACUCGAAUCUCCUCAUAGUUGAAGCCCUGUUCAUUGUCGUCAUCAUCACCAAGUCGCAUCCUAUUUGGCACAACUAUUUGGAAUUAGCUACACGAAUCUUCUUCCUCCAUUGAGUUGUAUGCAGCUGGAAUCUUGUUGGCAAAGAGGGAAAAAAAAUGCAAUUAUAGAGGAAACAGACGAGGCAUCUUGAUAUCGAUUAUAUUUAACAGAAGUGAUGAAUUAGAGUGUCAGAUGAAAUAUCAACUUUGAAAUGUUAGAUUUGAAGGAUUUCUACAUUGCCAUUAACUUUAGAAAGCUGGGAUAUGGUGACUGAUAAUCCAAGUCAGCAGACUGAGGACUUUAAGCAUAAUUUAUUUAAGAAUGUUUUGCACUUUUAACCAAAAUCUUCGGUUGUCCAUACGACUAUUUGGUUUUAUCUAAGAUAUCUCGACAAGCAUAUGUUCUCCAGACAACAAUAGAUAGAACUCAAAGAUGGCUCAAACCUUCUCAUGUGAAACAUGGACUGACUACAAACAGGUAUUGUUGAUGUACUGUAUAAUAUAUAAUGAAGUUUCAUAAACUGUCAUCUUGACAUUAUGUGCUGACCAAGAAAUUAUAAAAUUAGUUGCUUUGUUGUGAAUU